Molecule: messenger RNA, 3861 nt
Organism: Athene cunicularia (burrowing owl)
Lineage: Eukaryota; Metazoa; Chordata; Aves; Strigiformes; Strigidae
Gene: SLC9A6
Product: solute carrier family 9 member A6
Exons: 16
Coding region: 1-1878 (625 amino acids)
Biological process (GO): proton transmembrane transport; sodium ion transport; regulation of pH
Cellular component (GO): recycling endosome; membrane
Molecular function (GO): sodium:proton antiporter activity
Source: RefSeq, a predicted model, not a curated record
AUGCCGUCGGGUUUCCGGGUGCAGCGUGCAGAGUUGGGGCACACAGAUUGUCCUGGGAGUUUGCUGUGGUUCAUCUCACCAUAUCCCUCCCCAGGGGUCCUGGUCGGUGUGGUCCUGCGCUACGGCAUCCACGUCCCCAGCGACGUCAACAACGUGACACUGAGCUGCCAAGUGCAGACCAGUCCUGCCACGCUGCUGGUGAACGUCAGUGGAAAGUACUACGAGUACACCCUGAAGGGGGAGAUCAGCGCCCAGGAGCUCAAUAAUGUCCAGGAUAAUGAGAUGCUGAGAAAGGUGACUUUUGAUCCUGAAGUAUUUUUCAACAUCUUGCUUCCUCCAAUUAUAUUUUAUGCAGGCUACAGCUUGAAAAGGAGACACUUCUUCAGAAACUUGGGAUCCAUCCUAGCAUACGCUUUUCUUGGCACUGCAAUUUCCUGCCUGGUGAUCGGCUCUGUUGUGUAUGGCUGUGUGGCGCUGAUGAAAGUCACUGGGCAGCUCGGGGGAGACUUCUACUUCACUGACUGCCUCCUGUUUGGUGCCAUCGUAUCAGCUACUGACCCAGUGACUGUUCUUGCCAUAUUCCAUGAACUCCAGGUUGAUGUUGAGCUGUAUGCCCUUCUCUUUGGCGAAAGCGUCCUCAAUGAUGCCGUUGCCAUAGUGCUGUCUUCUUCAAUUGUUGCCUACCAGCCGGCGGGUGACAACAGCCACACGUUUGAUGUCACAGCGAUGUUCAAGUCCAUUGGGAUCUUCCUGGGGAUAUUCAGUGGAUCUUUUGCGAUGGGAGCAGCUACUGGAGUAGUGACAGCUUUAGUCACCAAGUUCACCAAACUUCGGGAGUUCCCGUUGCUGGAGACCGGCUUGUUCUUCUUGAUGUCCUGGAGCACGUUCCUGCUGGCUGAAGCGUGUGGCUUUACAGGUGUGGUGGCCGUGCUCUUCUGUGGGAUCACGCAGGCUCAUUAUACCUAUAACAACUUAUCUACAGAGUCCCAACACAGAACUAAGCAGUUGUUUGAGCUUCUGAAUUUCUUGGCAGAAAACUUCAUCUUCUCCUACAUGGGACUUGCACUGUUCACCUUCCAGAACCACGUCUUUAACCCUACCUUCGUGGUGGGGGCUUUUCUUGCUAUCUUCCUAGGAAGAGCUGCCAAUAUUUACCCACUGUCAUUUUUACUGAAUUUGGGGAGAAGAAAUAAGAUUGGAACAAAUUUACAGCAUAUGAUGAUGUUUGCUGGGCUGCGAGGAGCCAUGGCCUUCGCCUUGGCCAUCCGCGACACGGCCACAUAUGCCCGGCAGAUGAUGUUCAGCACAACGCUCCUCAUCGUCUUCUUUACGGUGUGGGUUUUCGGCGGGGGCACCACGGCCAUGCUGUCCUGCCUGAAUAUCCGAGUCGGUGUGGAUGCAGAUCAGGAGAACGUGGGAGUCCCAGAGAGUGAGAGGAGGAGUACGAAGGCAGAAAGCGCCUGGCUCUUCCGCAUGUGGUACAACUUCGAUCACAACUAUCUAAAGCCUCUGCUGACACACAGCGGUCCUCCACUGACAACCACACUCCCAGGGUGCUGUGGACCGAUUGCCCGGUGCCUGACGAGUCCACAGGCAUACGAAAAUCAAGAGCAGCUGAAGGAUGAUGACUCCGACCUCAUUUUGAACGACGGGGACAUCAGCCUGACCUACGGGGAUUCCACCGUCAACACUGACUCCGUGGCAUCCAGCGGCACGUCGCGGCGGUUCGUGGGCAACAGCUCCGAAGACGCGCUCGAUCGGGAGCUUGCUUUUGGGGACCAUGAACUCGUAAUCCGGGGAACGCGCCUGGUCCUUCCCAUGGACGAUUCGGAGCCACCAUCAAAUGUUCUGGAUAACGCAAGACAUGGUCCAGCAUAAGGUUGCUCAGUUUAAUUGACAGUAAAUAUUUGCAUAUAUGAUCAAGAAAUAUGUACUACCUAAAGUCUAAUGCAUGUCUCAAAAUGUCUAAGCUGUAUAAAUAUUAUUUAUAUGGUGUCAGAAGAAUAUAAAUAUUCUCUGCCAAGCACUUGUAAAGAACAAGCUGCAAAUUUAAGUUAAAAACUGUGUUGACUGCACUGUGUAGGGUGGAACUGUUUUAGCAUAAGAGUCUUUUGCACACAGUGAGCUUCUUUAAUGUGUGAUUUGACGAAGGGUUUAGUCCCCAGCGGGGUAAGUAAAGGAGCUGACUCCCUGUUCAUCCUUUGAGCCUGGGAGAGGAGGGUAGGAAGGUGCUGGCAAGCAGUGGAAAUCGCUUUCUAUUCAGAUGAGGAUUAGGUUGGUUUUUUUUUGGUCUCUGAUCUUUGGAUAGUCACGUUUGAAAUAUCAGUGAAAAAUCUGCCCACAGACCCUCUCGCCAGGCAGUGGCGGGUGAUAAACUUGUUCGCUUUGUGGGAACCUGAGCUGGGACCUGGAGUCUUUCUGCUUUUUAGUGACCCUCUGCCCAAGCCCAAGGCAGGCACCGGCCUAAGGUGAUAGCAAGGACUGCGGGUGUCUGGCUGCUCAGUUGGGAGCAGGAGGGAGGGAUGGUCUGUGUCUGUAGUUGUGUUUAGGAGAAGGAGGUGAUCCCACAGAAACUACACCAGGCAUGCACAGAUUUUAGGGCUGAGUCCAUCUUUCAGUUGUGGCUCAAGCAGCUUUCUAGAACCAGCCAUCAAAUCCUCAAUUGGCAACUAAAUUUCACGUUUGGGAAGUGACCGUGUCUUCAUGCGAGCGAAUCUCUUCUCUGGCAGUCACAGAUGUAGCUAAGAUGUGCAGAGCUACCGCAGCUGCACGCGGGGCCGUGGAGCCCGGCCGACCUCGAACACAAGCUUUACAGCUACAGAUUGACACGGUACCUCCGGACGUCUCCAGAGGUACUGAGCAUCUAGGUGGUACUGAAGGGGAGUUUUCCGUCCGUCCUCCUGUACAGUCAAAAAUCAUUGCACUUUGUUUAAUAACUCAGCAUGCUGUGUGUCUGUAAUCCCCACCCCAUCUCUCUCAUGUCUCUUACCAUUUAAUGAAAAAUAUUUGCGAGUUGAUUUUUUUUUUUUUUAAAUCUUUAUUUUUAUUUUUCAAGGAAGAGCACAGAACAAUUUGCGAUUUCACACUAGUGUUAAAGGAUUUACUCUGUAGUUAUGGGAAUAGCUAAAGGUGCAGUGAAAUUGUUAACCCUGACAUCCUUCUUUUUCUCCUGAAAAGGGGAAAUCACAGAAAUUUACUGUAUGUAAUUUUAUUGUCUAUUUUAGAUGCAGUUUUGCUAUACAAACCUUUCAGGGUUACCGGUGCACUACAGGCUCAUUCUGGAGUUAACCCUCUCCAGGGGGCUUAAACAGAGGUGUAUAAAAAGAGACUAUAUGAAAAAGAGCAAGGUGAGUCUGAGCACUCACAGCUCCCAUUUCCUUGGAACAAACUGCAACUCUCAGGAUCAGACCCUGAGACCUCAGAGCAGUUUUCCCACAGCUGUUUUCCCCAGCACCACCUGAGAGUUGGGAGGAGACAGGAAAUACUGAGAUUUUGAGUGUAUAUGUAUAGUUGGGAAAAUAAAUUAAUUUUUUUUUUCAUUUUCUCAGGUCUAAGUAACAUUGCCUUAAAUUUACGGUUGUGAAACUAAUUAUUUUGGCAGUUUAUCCCUAAGAAAAUGCUUUCUUUUUCCUUCUGAACAAAAUGUGUAAGUGUUGCCAUAGGGCUCCUCUAGAAGGGGGGUAACUCUGUUUAUAUUUAGAUAGGGCAUCUUCCUUGCACCGGUAAAUGGCAGUCUCGCUGUUAACAUAGCUGUUGGAUUAGUGCUAGCCUCUUUGUUUCCUGCUAUGCAGGAAUUCCAUAAAGUGUGCAUUUUAUAUGAUGUCUGUAACUUAACUUCAUGUGUUUAAAAAAAAAAAAAAA